AAUCAACGAACUGCCCAAGAUUGAGAUACUAUAUCUUCUCCCCACACCCCCUUAAACGCCUAUCUCUUCAGGUGCUUUUAAUUUGAUCUACUAUAUAUAUAUAUAUACUCCUAUAUAUAUAUAUUAUCCAUCCCAUUCCUCUGCUCUUUGCUCUAUAAUUGCUAUUUGACUGACUGCCAAACUGCUUUGUUGUGGAAAACUGAACUAUCUCGCUCUACAAUUACCUCUUGAGUUUUCCUUUCAUCCCCCACUCUUUCAAUGGCCUUGUUGGAAACUGUCUAGUUUAGUUUGUAGCCAAACUAUUGCCAGUUCUUGUUCGUAAUUUUCCUUUUUUCUCAACUAUAGUUCGUAGUAAUUAGUUGGCCCACAACUUUUUUGGCCAUUUCAAGUAUUAUUGGAAAUCUAUUUUAAGUAGUUUGCUUCUUCACCUAGAAUUUAGCUUACUUAAUUAGGCCUGUUCUUGUUUUCACGUUUGCCAACAUUUUGCAAAGGUGAAUUAGUUAAUGUUUUCUAUAAUAUUUUCUUUUUGGUGAUAUUUUAAAGAAAUUGUAGUUUGGAUUACUUGGAAUGUUGCUUAAAAAUAUACUUUUAUAUUUAAGCAAUAAACUAUUUAACUAGUUAACUAUGUAUUUUAAGUAGUGAUUAUGUUAUUUGUUAUGUUGUUUUAUUUUAAAAAUGUUUUUAAAUAGAUUUGGAAGGUCAUUAAUAUUUUUCAUAUAUUUAUCAAGCAAUUAUGAAGCUGCGCUAACUGAUGUUUUAAUGUAGAAAACAAGCUUAGAAAGUUAGUGGAAUAAUCUUUGAUUAUCUAUAAGAUAAGAAAUAUUUCUUGCUAUUAUUUAGUUUAAUCUAGCUAAAAUAAGCGCUUGCAAAAUGAAAGUGAAGACCAGAACAGGCCUCUAAAGUUUAAGGAAUAAUCAGCCACCGCCUGAAAGUAUGCACCAUAACCGAAACAUUGAAUGAUUGACAGCUGUUUGAGAGAGAAAGAGUAUCUUUGGGAUUCGUUGUUCUCUUAGAUACUUGGUGUUGUUAUCAACUAUUUGCCAUUUGACUGACAGCUGCUUAUCAGAGAGCAGAAAGGGUGGAUGUGGGGCACCCAGCUGUUUGACUUAUUCGCCGGCGAAACUUUAAUUGUUUGACUUCAGGCCACAGGGGAGGAGGUGGGCAGCAUUAAAAUAAGGGCAAAAUGAAAAACUUUGAAAAUCAACAUAAUUAUGGCUUGCACAUUUUUCCGUUUACGAUGGGCAUUAAAAUGCUUUCAAACUGCUAAAGUUUCCCUUGAAGUUUUCCGGAGUUUAUAAACUGAAACUCAACUUAAUCGAGAUCGCUGAGAAUGCACAGGCAUAUUGUUCUCUCUCUCUUUCACUAUGAGGGGCUUAUCGCUCUCUAUUUUUAUUCUGUUUUUGAUUUUUUUUUUUCGAUAAUAUUGCGCCGCUAAUUGACACCGCUCGCCUUGGCCGAGUGGCAAAGCUCUCCGCGGCGAUGGCUCAGUGCUCGACGCGGCUCCAUGCGAGCCAAGCGGGAAUCGUUCGCUCCGAAACCGCCUACACCGCGAGAAAAGAGGGUACCUUAGCUCGGAAAAAAAAAUUAAUAAAUGCAAAAGUCUUCGCGGAGAGAUUAGAUAGUUGCGUGAGUAAGUGAGUGAGUUUGGAGCAUGUGGAUACCCCCCGAACCGCGGAGCAAGUGCAUCUGGAGCUGACCAUGUACUUCGAGACCAAUUGGGUGUUUCACCAGCCGCGUAGUUGGAUCGAGACAAAUUUCCAGAAGCGCGAGUGCAUCAAGUUCAUACCAUGCCCAAAGGACGAUGCAAAAUGCUGCUGUGGUCAGGCCCAGAUCACACAUCAAACGAUUCCGGGCAUCGAGAGCGGAUCGCCCGGAGACCUUUGGCUGCCCACAAAGCACACCCGGCCGCAGCCCACAGAUGCCUAUGGUACCAUCGAGUUCCAGGGCGGUGCCCAUCCCACAAAGGCUCAGUAUGUACGCCUGUCGUUCGACACGCGGCCAGAGCUGCUGGUGCAACUAUUCACCAAGGAAUGGAAUCUGGAAUUGCCAAAACUUUUGAUCACCGUGCAGGGCGGCAAGGCCAACUUUGAUUUGCAGGCCAAGCUGAAAAAGGAGAUACGCAAAGGACUGCUGAAGGCGGCCAAGACCACGGGUGCCUGGAUAUUUACCGGCGGCACAAACACCGGCGUUACCAAGCAAGUGGGCGACGCCCUGCUACUGGAGGGUCAACAGCGGACAGGACGCGUGGUCAGCAUCGGCAUCGCCCCCUGGGGCAUUGUGGAGCGCAAUCACGAGCUGUUGGGUCACAACCGCGAAGUGCCCUGCCACAGCAUUAGUUCGCCCAGAUCCAAGUUGGCGGUGCUUAACAAUCGCCAUGCCUACUUUCUGCUGGUGGACAAUGGUACCCAGGCCAAGUAUGGCGCUGAAUUGAUACUGCGUCGCAAACUGGAGAAGUUCAUAUCCAACCUGAAGCUACAUCCAUCAAAGAAUCACUGGCUUAAAACAAACGUCACACAUUCCAGUACGCCCGUCGUCUGCCUGGUGAUCGAGGGCGGCACCAACACGAUACGUGCGGUCCUCGAGUACGUGACGGACUCGCCGCCCGUUCCGGUUGUCGUAUGUGACGGAUCCGGGCGUGCCGCCGACCUGCUCGCCUUCGUCCACAAAUACGCCUCGGAUGGCGAGGAACAGCCGGUGCUGGAGUCUAUGCGGGACUAUCUCAUUGGGACCAUACAGAAGACCUUCGAGGUGGGCCUGGACCAAUCCGAGAAACUCUAUCAGGAGCUGUUGCAGUGCACGAGGAACAAGAAUUUGAUUACCGUCUUUCGCAUACAGGAAAAGCCCGAGGGCGAGGCACAGGAGCUGGAUCAGACCAUCUUAACGGCCCUCUUCAAGUCGCAGCAUCUCAGUCCUCCAGAGCAAUUGAGUCUUGCGUUGACGUGGAAUCGGGUGGACAUAGCGCGCAGCGAGAUAUUCGUUUAUGGCCAGGAAUGGCCCAAUGGCGCCUUGGACGAGGCCAUGAUGCAGGCCCUGGAGCACGAUAGAAUCGAUUUUGUCAAAUUACUCCUGGAGAAUGGCGUUUCGAUGAAGAAAUUUUUAACAAUACCGCGCCUCGAGGAGCUCUACAAUACCAAACACGGUCCGGCCAAUACAUUGGGCUACAUCCUGCGCGAUGUCCGACCCCACAUACCCAAGGGCUACAUUUACACGCUUCACGACAUCGGCCUGGUGAUCAAUAAACUAAUGGGCGGCGCAUAUCGAUCCUAUUACACGCGCCGCAAAUUCCGGCCCAUCUACGCCAAGGUUAUGAACAGCUAUGCAAACGCCUGCCGUAAGUCCUCCACCUACCAAUACCAGCGAUAUGCCGGAGCCAAUUCGCUGAGCCUGGUCACCGGUUUGCUGCCAUUCACCUCGGAAAUGGCCCUCUUCGAGUUCCCCUUCAACGAGCUGCUGAUUUGGGCCGUGCUGACCAAGCGACAGCAGAUGGCGUUGCUGAUGUGGACACACGGCGAAGAGGCUCUGGCUAAGUCUUUGGUAUCCUGCAAGCUGUACAAGGCCAUGGCCCAUGAAGCGGCCGAGGAUGACCUGGACACGGAGAUCUACGAGGAACUGCGAUCCUAUGCCAAAGAGUUUGAAAGUAAAGGCAACAAGUUGCUGGACUUUAGCUACCGACAGGAUGCUGAGAAGGCCCAAAGGCUGUUAACCUGUGAGCUGCAUUCGUGGUCAAAUCAGAGCUGCCUUUCCUUGGCUGUGGCGGCCAACCAUCGUGCCCUGCUGGCUCAUCCCUGCAGUCAGGUGAUCCUGGCGGAUCUCUGGAUGGGUGGCCUGCGAACCCGCAAGAAUACCAACUUUAAGGUCAUCUUGGGCUUGGCGAUGCCCUUCUACAUCAGGCAGCUGGACUUUAAGUCCAAGGAGGAGCUGCAACAGAUGCCGCAGACUGAGGAGGAGCAUCUGGAGAACCAGAAUCUGGACAAUGAUGACUCAGAUCGUUCCCAGCCAGAUGCUGAGUGCAAGCUAAUGCCAGCUGAAAACAGUUCGCCCUCCUUUAAGAGUGCCUCGAACUCAACAGAUGCUCUAUUGGCGGAUACUUACUCAGUGCGCGAUACAAAAGUACACGAAAAUGGCAAAGUUAAUCUCACUGCUGGAGCGGAAGAACAGCCCUCCAAAGUCUCCCUCACCGACUCGGAUCCAGCCCAGUUCAGGGAGUUCUUCAAUCUCUCCGAGUACAACGAGGUGAAACAGCACCAGCCGCUGCGCCUGAAGAAGAAGUUCUAUGAGUUCUAUACGGCGCCCAUAACCAAGUUCUGGGCCGAUUCGAUUGCCUAUAUGUUCUUUCUCAUAAUGUUUUCGUUCACUGUGCUGGUGAAGAUGGACCAGAUGCCGCGGUGGCAAGAGUGGUACUCAAUAGCAUAUAUCACAACGUUGGGCUUCGAAAAGGUGCGCGAAAUAAUAUCCUCCGAACCGGUGGCCAUUACGCAUAAAUUCUCGGUGUGGGCGUGGAAUAUGUGGAAUCCGUGCGACGGUGCCGCCAUUAUACUCUUCGUCAUUGGUCUGGCAUUUCGAUUCCGGGAGAACACCAUGGACAUUGGCAGGGUCAUCUAUUGUGUGGACAGCAUCUACUGGUAUCUGCGCAUCCUGAACAUUCUGGGAGUGAAUAAAUAUCUGGGUCCUUUGGUCACCAUGAUGGGUAAAAUGGUGAAGAACAUGAUAUACUUCGUGGUCCUCUUGGCCGUCGUCUUGAUGAGUUUUGGAGUCAGCAGACAGGCGAUCCUGUACCCCAACAAGCAACCCACCUGGAGUCUAAUCAAAGAGGUCACCUUCCAGCCCUACUUCAUGCUGUACGGCGAGGUGUUCGCCGGCGAUAUCGACCCUCCCUGCGGCGAGGAUCCCAGCCAGCCGGGCUGCGUCACCGGACACUGGGUAACGCCGAUAACCAUGUCCAUGUAUCUCUUGAUUGCCAAUAUUCUGCUGAUAAAUCUGCUCAUCGCCGUGUUUAACAACAUCUUCAACGAGGUCAACUCGGUUUCGCAUCAGGUCUGGAUGUUCCAGCGGUUCACCGUUGUGAUGGAGUACCAGCAGAAGCCUGUCCUACCGCCGCCCUUCAUUGCGCUGUGCCAUUUCUAUUCGCUGCUCAAGUACUGUGUGCGAAAGGCGAAAGGAUUGGAGGUGCAGCGGGACAAUGGUCUCAAGCUGUUCUUGGAAAAGGACGACCUGGAGCGGCUGUACGACUUCGAGGAGGAGUGCGUGGAGGGCUUCUUUCACGAGCAGGAAAUCAUCCUUAAUCAGUCGACAGACGAGCGGGUGAAGAACACCACGGAGCGGGUGGAGACCAUGUCUCAGAAAAUCGAGGACAUCAAUCAGAAGGAAAACAUACAGACAGCCACCGUUCAGAACAUCGAGUUCCGAUUGCGGAAAAUGGAGGAGUCCUCGGAGCAGAUACUCUCCCAUUUGGCCGUCAUACAUCGCUUCAUGUCGACACACACCGCUGGCACGGAUGAUUUGCGCGGCUCAACGAUAAACAUUCCGGCCGAGAUGCAGCGCAUGCGCACCAUUUCCAUUUCGGAUACGGAGGCUGGAGGUGCACCGGGCGGUAAUGGAGGUAGUGCUGGAGGAGGAGGCGGUGGAGCCAUGUUACCACUUGGUCUGGGCGCUGGACUGAAUUUAAAUUCGCUGCAGGUGACCACCCGGCGUCGUUUCAAUCGUUCGUUAACCGAAGUCCGCCCGGAUGCCUACAUCUUCGACGAGGGCACCCACUUUGAGGUUGUGCCGCUGCCAGAGGAACCGGACGAAGUGGUCAAGUCGCGUGAGGCACUCAAUGAGCAGGUGGUGCGCAAGGCGUCAAUGCAAUCGGAGGCCGACUCGGACAUCUACCUUCCGCUCUCGCAGCGACCAUCGACAUGUGAGACGGUCAAGCGGACUCCUUAUGUGACUGUGCGACAGGAUACGGGUGCCAGCACGGAGAGUAAGGACACCCUCACGCCGAUGGGCAACAACGAUGAUGACCAGACGCUCGUGGGAGGCGACAAUUCCGAUGAUGCCGCUCCAGACAUCAGUUUUGAGGCUGCUAGGCAUCGGGCCUUGCGUCAGCGGACUGUAUCCUUAUGCCGGCGCAAUUCGGAGACGUACUCCCUGACCGGAGCGGACAUCAAUCGGUCCCACAUCAGCCUCAACCAGUUGGCAUCGUUGUCCCGCCGUCAGAUGAGUCUAACGCAGUCGGAACCGGACAGCGACAAGGAUGCACCCAUAGGCCAGGGAUCCGGACAUCCGGGUAAAUCAGUAUUGCAUGCGAAACCCUCCAGAAAUAUCUUGCUGAAACUACACAGCGAGUACACCUCGAUCACGGACGAGCUGGAGAGCGUCUGCCACAUGAUAGCAUCGCCGACAGUCUCCCUGCCAAGUAACAAAGCUUCCUUGGACCGCCCCAAAACGGAAAUGUCACGGGCCGAAGCUGCGGCUUUGCUGGAGAAGAUGCAUCUGAAGGAGUGCGAGGAGAACGACUACAAGAUUCUGGAGGGACUGAUAGAGUCACGCGGCUCCAUCGAUGCCAGCGCCCAGGGCUUUGGGAUCGACGUAUCCAUAGACUACAGCCAUCGCUAUCCGCUGCGACGCGAGACUGCCGUGGAGCUGUCACCUUCAAAGCCCUCUGUCGAUGGCGACCUGAUGAGCGGUGGCGGAGGUGGCGGCGCCGGCGGAGGCGAUAGUAGCGAUACUAGCGGAGCUGGUAGCUGCGGUGCCAUGGUCGUCGUCUCGAGUGGCUUUCAGUUAAAGAACGAACGGCCCUGGCAGCGCAAUUCCUCGAUGGAGCAGCAAACUUAUCCCUCACCCUUGGUGCCCACGCGGGCCACUAGUGACUUUCUUAAUCCACCGUACGAGGGCAGCGGCCGGCUUUUUAAGAAGUCCAGUGAAAGUCUGCAGAAAAAUUCUAGCACGGAGACGGAUUAUUCGGCUCACCCGUACCGCUUCAUCAAGCAGAGUUCCAAUGAGACAAACACCUCGCUGACGGGCUCCUACAACGUGGACACUCCUUCGCUGACGGCGGAGCCCUCGCUGGACGCCGGCGACUCGCAUUCGGCGACGGGAAUUAGCAUUAGCGUUGGCGCUGUGGGCGGCGCUGCUACGGCGCGUUACCAGCCCAUACGUACCGCCUCGGUGGGCGCUGCCGAUGGCAGGCGUUUGCGGGAGGAGAGCUCCAGUUCGCUGGACCUAAGCGCCUCGGGGCCAGUGACGAUGCAGGCAGCGCCGGCACCGCCAGCGCGUCCAAUGCUGCUGAAGAAACAGUUUAGCGUGGACCAGGGCAAGCCCUCUCAACCGGCCGAGGCAGUGCCUCAGACACCGGAAGCUGCCCAGGCUGGUCAGGCCAAACUGAUUUCCACGCUCAAGCCGCAGCCCUUUGCGAGCAAGCUGGGCAUGAAUGUACUAAAGGAGAGCAGCUCCAGCACGGAGGAGUCCGGCGCUUCGUCCGCCAAGAGCAGUAACCCGGCUCUAUCCAUACCCCAGAUCAGCACACAUCUGGUACAGGACGAGAUCGCCAAGCUGUCGUCGAACAUUAAGAGCAGCACCGAAUCGGAAAAGGACCCGCCGUUCAACGAGACAAUGUGUUAGCAAAUUAGAAGGGGCAGGCCCAUGCAUCAUUGGUGCUACAUAUUCGUUAUCAUGUGCUCAAUGGGGAAAACUAGUCAUAGGAGUUGGGUGAUAAAAAUGUUAAAGAACUAGCGUUGGGAUCUAGUAAACAGAUAUCAGAGAUUAUGCAUAUUUAUUCGAGGAGGGGUCGCAAAGUUACAUAAGUGUUAAUUAUUUUGACAAUACAUAGUUCACAAAUUCUCUGUAUUUUUAUACAAGUAUUUAUUUAGAAAACGUCAUUGUUGUUGUUGUUGUACACUCUACAGGCAGGAGGAUAUAGAUGAUCUGUUUUUCGUUAGUUGUCAAUAGAAAACCACCUAAGAAAGAAGCAUAUUGAAAAAGGCCUGAGUUAUGCGAAGCACAUAUUCAAAUAUUCGAUACUUUUACAAACUCUUAGAUGUAGUCAGUCAUACAUAUUGCAAAUGUUGCAUGCAAAUUACACACAGACAUAUCUGGAAGCAACCACUCUACUUUAUCCAAGCCGAUCAUGAGCUCUUACCUCAACUCAAUUAGAAACUUAUCGCAGCCUAAUGUACUUAUACCUGUAACUCGAGUUACCCAUAUACGAUAUCCCAUAUGAUAUCAGCUCUUCUGUAAUGUGUGUGUGUCUGUAUGUGUGUGUGUGUUAGCAUAACGUGUAUUACGUAUCCUUAGAUAGUCCAUUUUACUUGCUUAUAUGGGAAAAAUUCAUGUAUUCUAUGUGCAGCUGCCCAUUUUUUGGCGGCCCUAGAUAUUAUUGUACAUAAAUAGUGUUAAUGUUAUUAGGUAUAUGAAAAGAUUGCUAAAAAUUGUUCAUGUUUGGCCAGUGUGUGCUAAUUAUUUAAAUUAGUUCUUAAAUAUUUUCAAGGAUUAAGCGUAACAAUGCAUUUUAAUGAACUAUUUAUGAUUGUACUUACAUAUUUAUUUUAAGAAUUCUAUGUUAUUUUUAUCAAAAUAAAUUAUUAACACUUUAAGCAUUUCAAUUCAUAAAGCUA
This is a messenger RNA of Drosophila eugracilis, 8594 nucleotides long. It is a transcript of the gene Trpm, whose product is annotated as transient receptor potential cation channel trpm. NCBI's taxonomy places the organism in Eukaryota, Metazoa, Arthropoda, Insecta, Diptera, Drosophilidae. Gene Ontology annotation, cellular component: membrane. The record is from RefSeq and is a predicted model, not a curated record. The coding region runs from base 1699 to 7602 and encodes 1967 amino acids. The transcript is spliced from 35 exons. Gene Ontology annotation, biological process: protein tetramerization; monoatomic cation transmembrane transport. Gene Ontology annotation, molecular function: monoatomic cation channel activity.